AAAAUAUAGCAACGAUUAAGUGACUAUUAGUGCUUCAAGCCAAGGUAUAAAGAUGAUUUUGAUCCAUAGUCCAAAUUAAUUUGAGUUUUUUCUCAAAUAAAAAAGAGAUGAUUUUGGUUUUUAUAUUUUAAAUAAACAAAACCCCUUUUCUUAAACCCUACAAACCUCAAAUUGUUAGGCGAAAAAGAGCACCGUCAUUCUCCUCCAUGGCAGCCGAUGACAACCAAAAUGCCGGCGGCGUUACGGCUCUCCGGCGGCUUAAAUCAACUGAACCACCGUUCUAUCUCUCAGCAUCGUCGGAACUCUCAGAAGCAGCUCGAUUAGCUUCUAAGUACUUAUACUCUUCUCUUAAACCCUACACACUGAAAUCGCCGUUCUCUGAGCUUUUGACUGAUGGUUUUGAUGCUGAGCAAAUUUGGCAGCAAAUUGACCUUCAAUCUCAGCCUUUGCUUGCGUCCAUCGGUCGUCAAAUUAGACAAUUUGAGAAGAAACCGGAGGAGAUUGGAAAGGUUUUUGGUUUAGGUUCAGGUACUGAUGAAAAGAAGAGUAAUUUAGAGAGUGAAAAAGGAGAAAGUGAGGAAUUUAAAGAUGUAGAUAUGGAUGAUGAUGAUGAUGAGGAGGAGGAGGAGGAGGAGGAAGAAGAGGAUGAGGGUGAUGAUGGCGAGAAGGGGGAAGACGCGGAGGAGGAGAAUGGCGGGGGAGGGGGGGUGGAAGAUAGGUUUUUCAAGAUAGAUGAGUUGGAAGAGUAUAUGGAGGAUGAUGAGGCAAGGGAGUAUGGGUUGAAAAAGAAGACCAAGAAGAGAAGAAGCAACAAAAAGGAGGAUGAGGAUGAGGACGAGGAAGAAGAAGGUGAAGAAGGCGAUGAGGAUGACGAGCUUGGUUUUAUGGGCCUCGGUGAUGAUGAAGAUGGCGAAGGGACGGAAACUGCCAGGUAUGAGGAUUUCUUUGGUUCGAAAAAGGGUGCUGGACAGAAGAAAAAUGUUAAAUCAUCUGAUCUAACAUAUGGCCUAGAAACAGAUGACGACAUGAUUGAUGAUAAUGAUGACAAUCAGAAGAAGCGAACUCUUUCUACACAUGAAAAGGAGGUUGCAAAACUCCGAUCUACAAUUGAGGAUAUGGAGAAAGCAAACUUGGAAGAGAAGGCCUGGACUAUGCAAGGAGAAGUAACUGCUGCAAGAAGACCAAAGAAUAGUGCAUUGGAAGUUGAUCUGGACUUUGAGCAAAAUGUGAGACCUGCCCCUGUAAUCACCGAAGAGGUUACUGCAACACUUGAAGAACUAAUUCAGAAUCGUAUCAUUGAGGGCCGAUUUGAUGAUGUUCAGAAGCCUGCUAGCUUGCCAUCCAGAACACCGAGAGAAAAAAAAGAACUGGAUGACAAUAAAAGCAAAAAGGGACUUGGCGCUAUAUAUGAGGAUGAAUAUGUCCAGAAGACUGGCCUUGUAUCAACAGCAUUAUCCUUCUCAGAUGAGCAGAAAAAAGAGGCCUCUAUUCUGUUUAAGAAACUGUGCUUGAAGUUGGAUGCAUUGUCUCAUUUCCACUUCACUCCAAAACCGGUCAUAGAAGAUGUGUCUAUACAAGCAAAUGUCCCUGCACUUGCAAUGGAAGAGGUUGCACCUGUGGCGGUCUCUGAUGCCGCUAUGCUGGCUCCUGAAGAAAUAUUUGCUGGCAAAGGAGAUGUUAAAGAAGAAAUAGAGUUGACACAACCAGAGAGAAAAAGGAGGAGGGCCAACAAGAAAAGGAAAUUUAAAGGUGAGUUCAGCAAAAAGGAUGGUAAAGCCAGCACCAGAAAAUGCAUCGUCUUAUGAUGGUGAGGGUAAUGAUAAAUCAUAAUGUGUACCAAAACUGAACCCGAAUGGAUCUUCCAUGCCUCAGUCGAUCAAAUUGGGAUCACAGUUUUGGCAUGGAAUGUUUUCUGCAUUGUUUCUCACCCAGAGUGGCAAACUGUUCAAAGCAGCGUCCACAUACAAGACGAUGAUGUUGUGGACACGAAUUAGAGUUCCUAGGAGAAGUAUUCGCGCAUCAUUGUUAUUGUAGUUUGGCAUUGCAGGAAGAAGAUGUCAUUACCGAGCCAAUUUGGUUUUGAAGAAUGAGUAUUACUUCACAUGAUAGGAAACUUCAUUUCGAUGUAUGUAUUUUUUUGAAAGAGCAAUUUUGUGGUUUUGGGCGUUAAGUGAAUUCAAUGGAGUGUGUAGAAGUUUUUUGACUGUAAAGAGUUGGGUGGUAAAUGUAUCAUGUUUCAAACGAUAUAAACUAAACAAACGAGCAUUUAUUAGUUUGAA
This is a messenger RNA of Capsicum annuum, 2279 nucleotides long. Its product is annotated as U3 small nucleolar ribonucleoprotein protein MPP10. NCBI's taxonomy places the organism in Eukaryota, Viridiplantae, Streptophyta, Magnoliopsida, Solanales, Solanaceae. Gene Ontology annotation, biological process: rRNA processing. Bases 207 to 1805 code for a protein of 532 amino acids. Gene Ontology annotation, cellular component: small-subunit processome; Mpp10 complex; sno(s)RNA-containing ribonucleoprotein complex. The transcript has 13 exons. The record is from RefSeq and is a predicted model, not a curated record.